CUAUUUCAUGGCCCUGUGGGUUGCAUAGUAAGGGUGUUUGGCUCCUCAAUGGAUCCCAGGUGGUUGCUGUUAGGUAUUAGCUAGGGCUAGAGUCAUCUGAAGCACAUCUGGUCUAUACAGCCAAGGUUUCUAAAAAAAACAACACAUCUGGCACUUCAGUCUUCAGCAUAGUAACCUGGGCUGCUUAUAGCAGUGGUUCUCAACCUUCCUAAUUCUGUGACCCUUUAAUAAAGUUCCUCAUUGUGGUGACCCCCAGCCAUAAAAUUAUUUUCAUUGCUACUUCAUAAUUGUAAUCUUGCUUCUGUUAUGAAUCGUAAUGUAAAUAUCUUUGGAGAUAGAAAUUUGUCAAAGGGGUUGCGACCCACAGUUGAGAACUACUAUCUUCGAGGGUAGUUCAAGGCUCUUCUGGAUGGAGACAUAGCAUAUAGGGAGAAAUAGACAGUAGCUAUUUAUACAAAGGAGCUUAACCUUCCUACAUUUGAACUUGUGUUGAGAUAACUGGUGGGUGAGAACAGAGUUUUUCUGUUGCUAAGUAUGGUUAUUUGGUUCCCUGCUUUCUCGGGCUUGUGGCUUCUCUGCUUCUGUCUUGUGUAUUGGUGAGUCUGGAUGCUUCUUUUUUCUCUUCUAAUCGAAAUCUGGAUGGUCUUCAACUUGACAUACAUCUAGGCUGGGGAUGUAGCUCAAGGUUAGAGUAUUUGCUGAGUAUGCUAUAGGUUCCAUUCUAGCACCAAAUACUUAAAAAAGAUUGUACAUUUCUGUCUGCCUCUCUCUUUCCCUCUCCCCACUCUUCUUCCUCCUUCUCCUUCUUCCUUACCACCUUCAUCCCUGAUAAUAAGCUGUCUCCUUGCAAUUGUCUAUCUGUUGGUCAGUCCAGUGUCUGCUUACUGCCUUUGAGCAUUAUGAAAGCAAGCCAGCUUUCAGCUCAGUCCCACCAUGAUUUUCUGCAACCAAAGAAUGAAGUGUUUCAAAAUAGAAUCUUACAGUUUAGUUCUUUUGGGCAACCAAGAGCCUAUAUUGUUUUAGGGGCCUCCCUGGCCAACAACUUGUAAGGAAAUAACCCAUCCUUGGCACUGAGAUUUUUGUUUAGCAACUUAUAGCUUAUGGAAACAUCUUUUUCCACUCCUACAUUGUACCUUCAUUCAAACACUUAUUUGCUUUUUUGAGGUAGGGUCUCAUAUAGCCCAGGCUGAGAUCAAACUCAUGUAGUAGCCAAGAAUGACCUUGAUCUCCCAAUCCUUCCUCUACCUCCCAAGUGCUAGAAUUAUAAGUGUGUACCAUCAUGUCUGGCUCACUCAAACUCUAACCAUUAUUUUGACUAAAAUUUGCAGGCACAGAACUUUUGUAGGACUUUUCUCAUUCAUCAUGAUGGGUAUCAUCUGCACCCAUAAACCUUUUAAAAUUUUCAUAGGUGUGCCUGGCCCUUAUACCCCAUAUGAUUCCCCAUGUUUGCUCCUUUGGGUGUUGCUUGCAUGUUUUUCAUGUGUUUCUAAAUCUGUAAAACACUCAGAGGUUAACAUUAUAUAAUCUAUGUAAUGAAAUCUUUUAAAAAAUUACACACAUUUUUGUGUGCAUGUGCAUGCUACAGAAGACAACUUGAAGAAAUUGAUUUCCUCCUGCCAUGUAGUCCUCAGGGAUGGAACUCAGGUCAUCAGGCUUGGUGACAGGAGCCUUUACCUACUGAGUCAUAUAUCACUAUUUUACAAAGGGUAGUCAGGAUUAUUAAAGGCUCCUUACAUUCUAAGAAAGUGCCAAUGAUCUAAGGAAUCAGCUGCUAAGGGGUAGUUAAGAAAAAUUUUAGCAAGAUCCAAUACAGAAUGAAAAGAUUCCAUUGCUUGUAUCAUUUUCUCAAAACAUCAGUGGUAGAUACAAUGGAUUGGAUGGGAGGCAACUACUUUAGUUAGCCCUCCAUUAAGCACAGUUGUAGCUGGAGAGUUUCUCUUCAGCUCCAGCUAAGCCCCAGCAGUCCUGCAGCCCACUUAAACACAGAGACUCUUAUAUUAUUUAAACUGUUUGGCAUAAUGGCUCAGGCUUCUAGCUAGCUGUUCUUAUAUCUUAAAUUAACCCAUUUCUAUAAAUCUGUACCUUGCCACAUGGCUCGUGGCUUACCAGUAUCUUACAUGUUGGUACUCAUGGCAGCGGCUGGCAGUGUCUCCUGACUCAGCCUUCCUGUUCCCAGAAUUCUCUUCUCUGCUUGUCCCGCCUAUACUUCCUGCCUGGCUACUGGCCAAUCAGCAUUUUAUUUAUACAGAGCAAUAUCCACAGCACACAGUCAUUCUCUAUAAGCCUUUUCACCUCAUCCUAGAGUAUGCCAUGGGACUCCAUAUGUCUCCUCACCUCUGAAGGCUUAAGUGGAACUGGCUCCUGCUGCUUUGAACAGCUUGAGACCAGGUGGAUAUAGGGCAACACAUCUCAUUCCCAUGUUUGACAGCUUUUAGGCCAAUGCUACAGCUGGCUGCUGCCUCUCCAUUGGCCACAUUUGGCUGGUGAAAGGGUCCCAACUAGAUAAACAAUCUCUACUCAGCAUACUUUAAAAAUUAUUAUUUUUAAUUAUGUAUAUGUGUGUGCCAGCAGGUAUUCAUGGAGGCCAGAGGCAUCACAUCUUCCUGGAGCUAGAGUUACAGAACCCAGACUUUCAUGGUUAUGACCAGGACCCUGUGGUGGAUGUCUGGAAUAUGCGAGCUGUCUUCUUCUUUGGUUUUUCCAUCGCCUUGGUCUUUGGUACCACAUUUGUGGCAUAUCUGCCUGACUACAGGAUGCAAGAGUGGGCCCGCCGGGAAGCUGAGAGACUUGUGAAAUAUCGAGAAGCCAACGGCCUCCCCAUCAUGGAAUCCAACUGUGUUGAUCAGAUCCCAUUACCUGGGGGUAACUACAAAGACUUCAAAUCCUGAGAGUAAGCUCAGCACAUGGCCUGACCUCUAGGACCACCUAUCUGCCGUGCAGUUCACUGCUAGUGGGACUAAGAACUCAGACUCUGGGUGAAAGCUUCUUCAAGUCUUCAGCCUCUUCCCUUCCACAGUGUGUUAAAAGCAAAACAGAAUUUGGAAGCGCUAAGUCUGGUCCUCUAGUCUAAAUCUCAGGGCUCUGUUUGCUUUUUUCACUCCCCAAGACAAGCUGGCAAUAAUCCUAUGUCCUAGAGUUUCUACUGUUGUGAUAGAAUAUCAUGGCAACAACUGAACAGUGUUCCAAGAGAGACUUUGGAGCACUUGGUCAUAAAUGGGAUAUCUUUACCACACUUGUCCCCUCAAGACUCAAGGAUAUUCUCAGAAGAUGAGGCAGAAAGACUGUAAGAGCCAGAGGUGUUGGAGGACGCAUAGGAAACAGCAUCUUCUAGACACAACAAGGCUGAUACGCAUAGGAACUCACAGAGACUGUGACAGCACAUAUAAGACAUGCAAAAAUUCAAGCCAAACAAAAUCCCAACAUGAAGGGGAAGUGGACACAAAUUCCCACCCCUUAGCAAGAAGCUAUAGGCAAUGGAUAGCUUUUGGGAAAGGUAAAAUCCAUUUUCUACUUUGGAGUGUCACUGUAUGUUUCCGAAGCACUCCAGGGUAAGCCCCAUGCCCAGGAGUAGUUUGGCCAACAUAAAAUGGACUCUGUUUUUAUGUGCUUUUUGUUUUGUUUUGUUAUCAUUUGUCUUAUUAUUUAUUUUUUUGUUGUUCCUUGAUUUUAAGUUUUAGUUUCUUUUUUUCUUUUUUGAGAGAGAAAGAGAGAGCACCCGAGUGAGUGCAAUUUGGGUGGGUAGGGAGGAUCUGGGAAGAAUUUGGGAUGGGGAAUGGAUAUGGUCAAAAUAUACU
Messenger RNA from Peromyscus californicus insignis, 3794 nucleotides. Its product is annotated as NADH dehydrogenase [ubiquinone] 1 beta subcomplex subunit 11, mitochondrial-like. The coding region runs from base 2550 to 2888 and encodes 112 amino acids. The transcript is spliced from 3 exons. NCBI's taxonomy places the organism in Eukaryota, Metazoa, Chordata, Mammalia, Rodentia, Cricetidae. The record is from RefSeq and is a predicted model, not a curated record.